Messenger RNA from Prunus armeniaca (apricot), 261 nucleotides. NCBI's taxonomy places the organism in Eukaryota, Viridiplantae, Streptophyta, Magnoliopsida, Rosales, Rosaceae. The record is from the annotation of a GenBank genome assembly.
AUGCACUACGCCCCCAGUCUGGAAAUAGUCUCAGACAUUGGUAAUUACAAUUGGGGCAGUGCGGCUUUGGCUUGCUUGUAUAGAUCAAUGGAUUCUUCUUCUAGGGGUAGGUCCUCAAGUAUGGGCGGUAUGGGCCUGAGAGUACCUAAAGCCGUUGGCUUUAGCAAGGCCCAGUGGGAUCUUGAACACAUGGCCCCGUGCAUUGAAAUGAUUAGGUGCAAAAGCAAAGCGAGACUUGCACAAUCAGUUGGUACACUUUAG